This is a messenger RNA of Symbiodinium sp. CCMP2592, 2958 nucleotides long. The record is from the annotation of a GenBank genome assembly. NCBI's taxonomy places the organism in Eukaryota, Dinophyceae, Suessiales, Symbiodiniaceae.
AUGCCUUAUGGCCCGGACGCACUCGACGCCCUCAGCCUCUCCGACCAUCCAAAUCUCGGGGGAGCGCCUCGCACCCCGAACGGUCUUGGUGGUCCGAAAGGCAUUCUUCACGAGCCCGAGAUCUUUGUCUCCGGUAGCUUUAGCUUCUGCAGGCGGCAUCACCGUACGCAGCUGCUCGAAAGAGUUUCGAAAGCGUGCGCCAUCGCUUCGCCUGGGCCUACGCCGCGGGCCGGCUUGUGCGAGAAAAGGCCCGGCCGCUACACGCAGCAACUUGUGUCUCGAGCGAGAGAGGCUGGCUUGCGUGUGCGUGAGGUACGCACUGUUGACGCGGUGAACACCUUGGCAACAGACCUGGCUCAGGAUGAUGCUGCGAGCGAUAUUGGUCUCAUCGUCUCUUGUGGCAGCCCCGUGGUCCUCACUGAACCAGUCGACCUACGGGAGCACGUUGCGAAAACGACAGCAGCAAUGCUACAGUUUCCGGAUGCGCCCGUUGUUGGCAUUUGCUACGGAAUGCAGCUGCUGACACUUCUCUACGGUGGAAAACUUGCAGUGGACGGAGUUGAGACGGUCGCCGGUGAAGUCUCGGCUGUCCUGCUGCCCUUUUUCAAUGCUGCGAUCUACUGCACAGAUGGGGUGGUGCAGUACCAUGUCGAUUGCUUGCCAUGUGAAGACUGGCGGCAGUUCUCCAGCAAACAGCUGACGUCUGCCUUGCGGGCACUGGGCAGGGACCAGGAUUGGCAGGCUGCGCUGAGACUUCUGCAUGACGUGCAAGGGUCCGACAGCUGUCGCGCAGAGACGAACAUCUUCAGCUAUGGCGCAGCGAUCGCAGCUUGUGAAAGGAGUGCUCAGUGGGCGUGGGCACUUCAGCUUCUGGAUGAUUUGAUCACCAACGGUUUCGAGCCGAAUGUCAUUGUUUGGAGCUCCGCAUGCAGCGCCUGUGACAAGGCAGAGCACUGGCUGGAGUCGCUUCGUCUUCUGAACCAAAUGCCUGGCAAGAAGUUGCAACCGAACGUCAUCUCCUACGGGGCUGCGCUGAGCGCGUGCGCGCGUGUGGCAAAGUGGCAGCAUGCCAUCGCGCUCUUGGAAGAUGUGUCGGCUGAGGACAUCGACAUGAACAUCGUGCUCUGGAACUCUGCUAUAACGGCCUGUGCCAGGGCUGGCGAAUGGCCUUUGGCUUUGCAGCUGUUGGAGCUGCUUCAGCAGGCGGGCUUGCAGCCAGACGUACUCAGCUUUAAUGCUUGCAUCACCGCGGCUGGGGCUGGUAGCCGCUGGCAGCUUGCGCUCUCGCUCUUUGAUUUGGCGGAGUCAGUUGGCCGAAGCGUUGUCACCUACAACGCUGUGCUGGCUGCCUUCGAGGCAGCUGGUGAAUGGCUGCCGGCUCUGACUCUGCUGGGUCCGGCCCUUGGCCAUUCUAUCGCAACCGUCGUGAAAGUGUGUACUUGGUUGUUUCGUUCCUCGAAUCGACGCUUCUUUCCCUCACCUCUCCGCCUCGCCACACUUGCCAGCGGUGUCGUGGCCUCAGCCUUGACACUGCCGGACAUGUCUGUCCGUCUGUCCGCCAAUGGGAUAAGGCUGGCCGUGAAUGGGCUGCGGCGCAUCUGCAGAGCCGACAGGCUUCUCGCCCCUGGCAAAGGCCGGGCUGAGCCACCGGGCUUUCGAGUCAUCCAGAUCUCGGACGAACAAGACGAGCAAGAUGAAGUGAUUCUCUUGCAGCUUGGAGCACCGGUGUUCCGACGGACCAGCAACUCUUCGACAGAGUUUCCUGCGCAUUGCCGCACAUUUGGACCUGACGAUGGAUCUCCUAUUGCCAGCUUUCCGUCUGGGAGACAUCAGCUGAAGGACCUGAUGCUUUGUCCAGAAGUGAAGCUGAUUCCUCCUCACGUAUCUCUACAGGCAGAAUGGGUGUCUGCCAAGCCUCGGGGAUUGCUGUGGCUCCCGGAUUCGUUCAAUGGCGUCGUGCCAGUUGCACAUGCGACACCCGAUUUUUUGGCAUAUUACGGGGCUGCGAUGGCAUCUUCCUGCAACACAUCAGCUGUUGAUGUCAAGGCAGAGCAACAGAUCGUUGAUUUUGAGUACUCCUACAUUUACAAGGAGCGCUGGGUACUGAACCCUGACUUGGGUCCCGGCGCCCUUGGCCUGCAAAGGCACAACUUUGCACAUCUGGAGUGCCCUUUGGACGAUGACAACGGCAUUCUGCUCCUGGGAAAACUCGUGGGCAAGGAGCUGCACCUCACUGGAUUCAGAUGCCCGUGCUUCCACACUAUUUAUCUCGCGCCAAGGGUCAUUCACUCCAAAGACCAUUUGUUGAGACGAUGGCGUACUUCGAUGACCAGCGUCGCAGAGGAUGCCUUGUCGACUGAAGUGGACCACGUUCUCCUGCAGCAGAUGGCUGAAUCUGGUGGAACUGUCCAUGAUGUGGAUCUCAGGUUCGAGGAAGCCUUCAACCUCGUGCAGCAAGGUCCGCGAGCUUGCCUGAAGACGACGGCCAAGGACGGUCCGAGGCUUUCUUCGUUGGACGAGGAGUGCGAGGAAUGCGAUGAAGAUGAGGCCGAACACGAGCAGGACACUAUUCCGAGUCAGAAGCCGCGGCCAUCAGUGGAAUCCCUUUAUACUCUGAUGUCGAGCUCGACUGCCAGAGUGCGGGUCAGUGUGGACAGUUCAGCCUCCGGAGUAUCUGCCAUUUUUCCAGGGAUCCUGCCCAGUCUGCCCUUGAUGCCCGAGGCUCCGAGCUCUCGUGUCGAGCCUCCGCAGCUCUUGGUGCGGCAUUCCGGUGGCACGAUGGAAGACAGGCUCGGCGAUGCCGCCUACGGCAAGCUGUUAGCACGAAUGGGACACCACGCUAGCUCACUUGACCGAACACGCCACCGUGCCCUCCCCACCACUGCCCGAGAAGAGCAUCGCCUCUUGCAGUUGCAAGCGCUCUUCAGGUGCUUGAAGGCAUCAUGUCCUUAUGUCUAG